AUGUCCACCAUCUUCUACGCCGUUCAGUGCUGCCAAUGCUUCACCAUGCAGGUGAAGCAGAGGAAGACGAGCAGUAAGAACAACAAGUGGACAUGUGUGGUCUGCAAUCAGAAGCAGUCUGCACGCAAGGUGUUCGCUGAAAGUCCCAUGGCCCGGGACCUUCGCCCCUUCGUCCAAUCCUCCAACAUGGCCAGCCAAUUCACCCACCAAGAUCAAAAACUACACCACCACGAGGAGCAUGCCUUUUUUUAUGAUGUUCAUCAGUGCGGUGCCCAAAAGAAAAGGCGAACCGAUUGUACCGAGUAUCUGGAUGGGGAGGCCGGUCAGCGUGGUGAUACAAAGCAAGAAGAUGAUGAAAGUGGUGGUUAUGAGCCCCAAGUUGUAACCGAGUUGCCGCCGGAGUUGUUAGAGAAACCAAAGAAAAAUAGAUGUUUUGAUGCUUCUGGGUCUGGGGAUAAAGAAAAUGGGGGUCCGUAUGAGCUUCAGAAUCGCAGACCGGUAAUGUCUGUGAGGAAUUCCAACAAACAUGUGCUCUCCCCAGAAGAUCUGGAGGACUGGAGGUGCGAGUUGACAAUGAACAAGAACACUUCGGAUUGCAGCCUUCUCAUGUUACAAGAAAAUAAGGAGUCAAGAUCACUGCAAGUGACAAAUGCUACACUUACAGGUGCUUCGAAGUGGAAUGAUUACGUAAGCAAAGAUGAUAAUGAUGGCUUGGAUUCAAAGUGGAAUGAUUACGUAACCAAAGAUGACUAA
Argentina anserina (silverweed cinquefoil) is the source of this 753-nucleotide messenger RNA. RefSeq lists its product as uncharacterized. The transcript is spliced from 4 exons. The record is from RefSeq and is a predicted model, not a curated record. Gene Ontology annotation, biological process: mitotic G2 DNA damage checkpoint signaling. Gene Ontology annotation, cellular component: nucleus. NCBI's taxonomy places the organism in Eukaryota, Viridiplantae, Streptophyta, Magnoliopsida, Rosales, Rosaceae. The coding region runs from base 1 to 753 and encodes 250 amino acids. Gene Ontology annotation, molecular function: chromatin binding.